AUGGCUGAGCCCGAUAUCCUCGUUAAUUUUGACCUUGCGCCGGCAGCCAAUGCCUUCGGCGCAUCAUCAUCGAUCAACGGUAUCCGUGGGGGUCGGUGGAAGGACAGGUUCAGGGCAAAAAAGCGACUACAAAAUAAACGCGGCAAACCGAGCUUCCUAGACGCCGAGGGGAACCAGAAGUCCACGAAUGCACAGUCGCGUCCCCACCCGAAGUCCGAUGUCCCAGCUGGACCCAAUCGUGACAAUGGCUCUGGAAACCGAUUAAAAGCUGGGAAUGAGCUCCCUGGCGCUCCAAGGUCGAACCAUGACCAACCCAUUAUUUCAUCAAUCUUUAGCUCAAACCCAGUAUCAGUUGUGAAUGUGGAGAAGACGGGGACUGAAAAUGCUGGACCUGCUAUUCCAACUAAUGCCCCGUUGAAAGAUGGGUCAGUCUUUUCGACAAUGGGGCUUGCGCCAGCUCUUGCAUCUCAUUUGGUAAACAAUAUGAACAUAUCUGCGCCGACAUCGAUCCAGCAAAUUGCCGUCCCUCAACUCAUUUCCUCUGAUUCAGAUGCUUUCAUUCAAGCAGAAACCGGUUCCGGAAAGACCCUCACCUACCUGCUACCUCUAGUCCAUCGGAUAUACACCGCUACUCUUAGUGGUGAUAAACUUCAUCGAGACUCUGGCUGCUUCGCAAUAAUCCUCGCACCGACUAGAGAAUUGGGCCGACAGAUAUACACUGUGUUAAUGCAACUCUUAUCCCACCCAUCACUUCAUUGGCUGGUGCCAAUUCUGAUUCUUGGAGGGGAGAAGAAAAAGUCAGAAAAGGCGAGGAUCCGAAAAGGCGGUAACAUUCUUGUGGCGACACCGGGACGUUUGGCGGACCACCUCUCGAACACAACCUCACUCGAUGUGGGCUUCGUGAGAUGGCUCGUUCUCGACGAAGGGGAUAGGCUUAUGGAACUAGGGUUUGAGGAAACCCUUCAGCAGAUCCUUACGGCUCUAAACGAGAGAGCACAGAAGAGGUCGAAUAAGGCGCCUUUGGCGGAUCUGGGCCUUCCAGAUCGUAGGAUAACGGUUCUCUGCUCCGCAACGAUGAAGGCCAGUGUACAAAAGCUAGGCGAUAUGUCGUUGAAGGAUGCAUUGUAUCUCAAAAGCAACCAGAAGUCAGAUGCGGCUAGUGAUGGCCCCAAGUCCUUCCAAGCACCAGCACAGCUAAAGCAGGCUUACAUCGUAUCCCCUGCUAAAUUGCGGUUGGUUACACUAGCUAGCAUACUCAGGAGAGCCUUUAUUCGAAAGAAGGAACAUAUGAAGGUUAUUGUGUUCUUUUCCUGUGCUGACUCAGUCGAUUUUCAUUACCAAGCAUUCCGUAAAAUUGACGACAAGGAACAGCAAGACACAGAAUCAGAAACAUCCUCAGACGAGGAAAAGGAGGUGGAAACAGAGACGUUGGAGGACAAUAAGAAGAAGCCUCAGCGUCCGAGUCUUGCGGCGAAGUCAAUGGCGCCACUGAUCGAUCCAACUGUAUCGUUGUUUAAACUCCACGGGAGCUUGGCUCAACAUAUCAGAACAAAUACUCUCAACGACUUUUUUCAUGAAAAAGACGGGGCAGUAUUAUUCUGUACUGAUGUGGCUUCUCGAGGCCUGGACCUCCCAAAUGUUGACUUAGUAGUUCAAUAUGAUCCACCAUACAGCCACGAGGACUAUAUACACCGAAUCGGAAGAACAGCUAGAGCUGGUCGGGAUGGAAGAGCGUUGCUUUUCCUAUUACCAGGGUGCGAGGAAGGCUACCCGGGUCAAGUUCUAAAGGAACAACAUCUUACAAGAAGGCUAGCGGACGAGGUUCUGAAGAAAGGGUUCGGGGCUGCCCCUCUACCUAAGGCUGCAAAGGUUGUGGACCCUUUGUGGAAGAAAGAUUUCAUGCCAAAAAAUUCUGGAGCAAAAUGGGAGCAGGAAGCUAUUGAGUUUCACCUGGACAUCGAGAGGCGGGUCCUAGCUUCUGACGAAUUCUCAAAUGUUGCUAAAAGGGCCUUCCAGAGCCAUAUACGAGCGUAUGCCACACAUGUAGCAGCUGAACGAGAAAUAUUCGACAUCAAGCAGUUGCAUUUAGGCCAUAUCGCAAAGAGUUUUGGCCUGCGCGAACGCCCCGGUGAUAUCAGGUUGCCUGCCCGUGGGAAGACUGGGACUGUUCCGAGUGCAACGGGUAAGCGCAAACUAGACAGCACUGAUACCAACGGUGACAGUACGCGAGAUGCACAAGACGAAGAGGAGUUACAGAGGGCUGCUCAAAUGAUGCGAAAAAAGAUGAGGGAGCACAUGAACAUCGCUUCGGAAUUCAAUAUUGGUUGA
This is a messenger RNA of Orbilia oligospora ATCC 24927, 2328 nucleotides long. RefSeq lists its product as uncharacterized. Gene Ontology annotation, biological process: ribosome biogenesis. The coding region runs from base 1 to 2328 and encodes 775 amino acids. The record is from RefSeq and is a predicted model, not a curated record. Lineage: Eukaryota; Fungi; Ascomycota; Orbiliomycetes; Orbiliales; Orbiliaceae. The transcript has a single exon. Gene Ontology annotation, molecular function: nucleic acid binding; ATP binding. Gene Ontology annotation, cellular component: nucleus.